Molecule: messenger RNA, 1048 nt
Organism: Electrophorus electricus (electric eel)
Lineage: Eukaryota; Metazoa; Chordata; Actinopteri; Gymnotiformes; Gymnotidae
Gene: foxd5
Product: forkhead box D5
Biological process (GO): regulation of transcription by RNA polymerase II; anatomical structure morphogenesis; cell differentiation
Molecular function (GO): DNA-binding transcription factor activity, RNA polymerase II-specific; RNA polymerase II cis-regulatory region sequence-specific DNA binding
Source: RefSeq, a predicted model, not a curated record
UGUGAAGUAAAACCAGUGCCCAACUCUGGGGUCAGAAAUUAUGAUCCUGUCUAUGGAUGAAGCAACUCGUCGCAAAGGCGUCUCCCCUGAUGAAGAGAUAGAUAUCGUCAGGGGAGAUUUAACUGGGAAUAGAACAGAUUUUUUCCCAUCUUGUCGGGACGCCAUGUCGGCUGAGUCCGGCGCGGAGGCAGACAGCUCCGAAGUUGACUCUUCUGGUGAGAGCGAGAGUAGUUUUUGCGAAAAGGCCCCUACACCACAUCGGCAACAAAACGGUUCCGUCAAGCCUCCGUAUUCUUACAUUGCCCUCAUCACCAUGGCAAUCCUUCAGAGCCCUAUGAAGAAACUCACCCUGAGUGGCAUUUGUGACUUUAUCAGCAACAAGUUCCCUUAUUAUAAGGAAAAAUUUCCGGCUUGGCAGAACUCAAUCAGACAUAACUUAUCACUCAACGACUGUUUCAUCAAGAUUCCAAGAGAACCAGGCAAUCCAGGUAAAGGAAACUACUGGUCGCUUGACCCUGCCUCCGAAGACAUGUUUGACAACGGCAGUUUUCUGCGCAGAAGAAAGAGAUUUAAAAGGAACCAACCGGAAUAUUCCAAAGAUGGACUCUUGCUUUACCCAAAUAUUAGUUACCGAUCUUACGGGAGACCUUACUGCGUGUCUGGACAAAUGGUGACGCAGGCUACGCACCUUGGAUACAUGCCCGUCCAAGACGCCGUCGUCGUGCCAUCACCGUAUUUUCAGCUUCAGAGUGUAGCUAAGGUCCCCGAAGGCCAAGGAUUUCGUCACCAGACGCGCCUCAGCCUUCCCGAGCAAAGGCCAGACCGUGAGACGCAAAAGUUUGCUUUUAGUAUUGACAGUAUCAUGGCAAAAUCGACCAUUUCCGUAAACAAAAACUCUGUCCAUCAACUGCCAGUCGAAUACGGUCGCCUCUUUCCACCACUACCAUCUUGUGUGGUUCCAAAUUUCCUACCAGUGGCAAGGUCUCCUUUUGCUUUGACCACAGUGCCAUUUUCAGAAAGCUUACAAAUAGCCUAUCCGAACUGUUGA